GGCGGCGGAGCUGUGGAAGCGCGGCGCUUCCGGGCGCGCGGGCUUUUCCGGUGCCGGCGAUGGCGGCAGGCGGCAGCGACCCGCGGACGGCGGACGUGGAGGAGGACGCCUCUCAGCUCGUCUUCCCCAAAGAAUUUGAAACUGCGGAAACUCUCCUGAACUCGGAAGUACAUAUGCUUCUUGAGCACCGUAAGCAACAGAAUGAGAGUGCAGAAGAUGAGCAGGAACUCUCAGAAGUCUUCAUGAAAACCUUGAACUACACAGCACGCUUCAGCCGCUUCAAAAACCGUGAAACCAUUGCCAGUGUCCGUAGUUUGCUGCUCCAGAAAAAGCUCCAUAAGUUUGAAUUGGCAUGUCUGGCUAACUUGUGUCCUGAGACAGCUGAGGAAGCAAAAGCCUUGAUUCCUAGCCUGGAGGGCAGAUUUGAAGAUGAGGAAUUACAGCAGAUUCUUGACGACAUUCAGACAAAACGCAGCUUCCAGUAUUAAGAUUAACCCCCAACCCCUUUAUCAGCACAGAAAAAAAAUGGGACAUUUGAUUGCUUCUUAGCUCUCUGGCCCAAUCCAGUUCCUUGGCUGAGUGAGGGGAGUUGUGGGUACAGGGU
Molecule: messenger RNA, 604 nt
Organism: Dryobates pubescens (Downy woodpecker)
Lineage: Eukaryota; Metazoa; Chordata; Aves; Piciformes; Picidae
Gene: POLR2D
Product: RNA polymerase II subunit D
Exons: 4
Coding region: 60-488 (142 amino acids)
Biological process (GO): mRNA export from nucleus in response to heat stress; nuclear-transcribed mRNA catabolic process, deadenylation-dependent decay; transcription initiation at RNA polymerase II promoter
Cellular component (GO): P-body; RNA polymerase II, core complex
Molecular function (GO): translation initiation factor binding; nucleotide binding
Source: RefSeq, a predicted model, not a curated record